Cuscuta europaea is the source of this 1844-nucleotide messenger RNA. Lineage: Eukaryota; Viridiplantae; Streptophyta; Magnoliopsida; Solanales; Convolvulaceae. The record is from the annotation of a GenBank genome assembly.
CCCAAAUCCUAUUAAUUCUUAAUCACAAGAAACAGUUCCUAUAAAUGAACGGCCAUAACCAUCCAUCUACUCCGGUGUAUUUAAGAAAAGAUAGAAUUGAAGGAGACAGAAGGAACAGUACAACUAUGGAGAGGAAAAGAAAAUACACCAUUUAUGAUCAACAAUGGGUAUCGGUGAUUUCCAUUUUUGCCCUCUUACCUUCUUCCUUUUGUCUUCUUGACUAUAAAGAAGCUCUUUCGAAGAGCCUUUUGUACUUCGAGGCGCAGCGCUCCGGCAAGCUGCCGUACAACCAGAGAGUUUCUUGGCGCCACCACUCCGGUCUCACCGACGGCCUUGAGCAAGGGGUCGACUUGGUCGGAGGCUACUACGAUGCCGGCGACAACGUCAAGUUCGGUCUUCCGAUGGCAUUCACCAUAACGUUGUUGUCUUGGGCGGUCAUUGAAUACGGCAAAGAAAUAGCCGCCGCCGGCGAGUUCAGUCACGCUCUCGAGGCGAUCAAGUGGGGGACUGACUUUUUCAUCAAGGCUCACACUCGUCCUCAUGUGCUUUGGGUCCAGGUUGGUGAUGGGGGCACUGAUCACUAUUGUUGGCAACGACCCGAAGACAUGGCUACAUCUCGACGAUCGUACAAAAUCGACGAGAAGCAUCCCGGCUCCGACGUGGCCGCAGAGACAGCUGCCGCAAUGGCGGCUGCGUCUAUGGUUUUCAGGGAAACAAACUCCCAUUACGCUUCGCUUCUCCUAACCCAUGCACAGCAGCUGUUCGAGUUUGGUGACAAGUUCAGGGGACAAUAUGACGAGAGUGUCGGAGCCGCCAAGGGUUACUACCCCUCGUUGAGUGGUUACAAAGACGAGCUAUUGUGGGGAGCUCUAUGGCUAUACAAAGCCACCGACAAUGAAUACUACUUGAAUUAUGUUGUGCAAAAUGCCAAAUCUUUUGGAGGCAUCACUUGGACCAUCACCGAGUUCAGUUGGGACGUCAAAUACGCUGCCAUUCAAUUACUCGUUGCCAAGUUGCCGAUGAAAGGGCGGAAGCAUUUUGAAAUCAUUGAGGAAUACGGCGCGAAAGCCGAAUACUACAUGUGCGCUAAUUUAAACAUGAACCAAAAUUCGAGCAACGUGCGGCGCACCCCAGGAGGCUUACUGUACAUCCGCAGAUGGAACAAUCUCCAGUACGUCUCAACUGCGGUGUUCCUAAUGACCGUCUACUAUGACCACCUCAGGUCAACAGGUCGGGUUCUUAAUUGCCACCGUCGGUCAGUGAGACCGGACGACGUCUUUGCCUUCGCCAAAUCCCAGGUUGAUUACAUUCUGGGGAUCAAUCCCAUGGGCACGAGCUACUUGGUCGGGUUCGGCCCCAAGUAUCCACAACGGGUGCACCACAGGGCCGCAUCCAUCGUAUCAUACAAACGUGAAAAAAACUUUAUUGGGUGUAUGCAAGGUUACUUCACUUACUUCGGUUGUCGGGAUCCGAACCCGAAUGUUGUGAUUGGGGCAGUGGUGGGCGGGCCAGAUAUGAACGACCAAUUUGAGGAUAGACGGGGAAAUUACAUGCAAUCUGAGGCAUGUACUUACAAUACCGCAAGUCUUGUAGGACCAUUUGCCAAGUUAUAUUAUUCUAUUCAACACAAGGAUAUUUUUGCUACUAGACUGAGUUAGAGUUAGAUAUAACGAGUUCUUCCACAAUUAUUGCAAUAUUUGCAUAUACAAAGUAUAUAACACAUGAACCAUUACUAUUUGUAACCUCUAAUCAAUAAUCCUUAUUAUGUAAGAAAGAAUGACCCAAAUAUUAGUGUGAGAGUUUUAGUAGACAAAAAUAUGAUUGAUUAAUAAAAAGACAAAAAU